GGAAGGACACCACACUGUUUUGUAUAAAUACUGCUGCGCUGCUCUUUGUUCCUCAGACCCGAAAGCAGCCGGAGCAGAUCGUUCACAGCUGGAGAAACACUUGCUUUGUCAAAAUGCAGAUCUUUGUCAAAACCCUCACUGGAAAGACCAUCACCUUGGAGGUGGAGGCAAGUGACACCAUUGAAAAUGUCAAGGCCAAGAUCCAGGACAAAGAAGGUAUCCCUCCAGAUCAGCAGAGGUUGAUCUUUGCCGGAAAACAAUUGGAAGAUGGCCGAACCCUGUCCGACUACAACAUCCAGAAGGAGUCCACCCUCCAUCUUGUGCUGCGUCUGAGGGGAGGCAUGCAGAUCUUCGUGAAGACCUUGACUGGAAAGACCAUCACUCUGGAAGUUGAGCCCAGUGACAGCAUUGAGAACGUGAAGGCCAAGAUCCAGGAUAAGGAGGGAAUCCCCCCAGAUCAGCAGAGGUUGAUCUUUGCUGGCAAGCAGCUGGAAGAUGGCCGCACCCUGUCCGACUACAACAUCCAAAAAGAGUCCACCCUCCAUCUUGUGCUCCGUCUUAGGGGAGGCAUGCAGAUCUUCGUCAAGACCCUCACUGGAAAGACCAUCACUCUGGAGGUUGAGCCCAGUGAUAGCAUAGAGAACGUGAAGGCCAAGAUCCAGGAUAAGGAGGGAAUCCCCCCAGAUCAGCAGCGUCUGAUCUUCGCCGGCAAGCAGCUGGAAGAUGGCCGCACCCUGUCCGACUACAACAUCCAGAAGGAGUCCACCCUUCACUUGGUCCUGCGUCUCCGUGGAGGCAUGCAGAUCUUCGUGAAGACCCUCACUGGAAAGACCAUCACUCUGGAGGUUGAGCCAAGUGACAGCAUUGAGAACGUGAAGGCCAAGAUCCAGGAUAAGGAGGGAAUCCCCCCAGAUCAGCAGAGGUUGAUCUUUGCUGGCAAGCAGCUGGAAGAUGGCCGCACCCUGUCCGACUACAACAUCCAAAAAGAGUCCACCCUCCAUCUUGUGCUCCGUCUUAGGGGAGGCAUGCAGAUCUUCGUCAAGACCCUCACUGGAAAGACCAUCACCCUUGAAGUCGAGCCCAGUGACAGCAUUGAGAACGUGAAGGCCAAGAUCCAGGACAAAGAAGGCAUCCCCCCAGAUCAGCAGCGUCUGAUCUUCGCUGGCAAGCAGCUGGAAGAUGGCCGCACUCUCUCCGACUACAACAUCCAGAAGGAGUCCACCCUCCAUCUUGUGCUCCGUCUGAGGGGAGGCAUGCAGAUCUUCGUGAAGACCCUCACUGGAAAGACCAUCACCCUGGAGGUAGAGCCCAGUGAUAGCAUAGAGAACGUGAAGGCCAAGAUCCAGGACAAGGAGGGAAUCCCCCCAGAUCAGCAGAGGUUGAUCUUUGCUGGCAAGCAGCUGGAAGAUGGCCGCACCCUGUCCGACUACAACAUCCAGAAGGAGUCCACCCUUCACCUGGUCCUGCGUCUCCGUGGAGGCAUGCAGAUCUUCGUGAAGACCCUCACUGGAAAGACCAUCACUCUGGAGGUUGAGCCCAGUGAUAGCAUAGAGAACGUGAAGGCCAAGAUCCAGGACAAGGAGGGAAUCCCCCCAGAUCAGCAGAGGUUGAUCUUUGCUGGCAAGCAGCUGGAAGAUGGCCGCACCCUGUCCGACUACAACAUCCAGAAGGAGUCCACCCUUCACUUGGUCCUGCGUCUCCGUGGAGGCAUGCAGAUCUUCGUGAAGACCCUC
Messenger RNA from Notothenia coriiceps (black rockcod), 1733 nucleotides. RefSeq names its product polyubiquitin-C-like. The record is from RefSeq and is a predicted model, not a curated record. Lineage: Eukaryota; Metazoa; Chordata; Actinopteri; Perciformes; Nototheniidae. Gene Ontology annotation, molecular function: protein binding.